Penicillium cataractarum is the source of this 1032-nucleotide messenger RNA. RefSeq lists its product as uncharacterized. Bases 1 to 1032 code for a protein of 343 amino acids. Lineage: Eukaryota; Fungi; Ascomycota; Eurotiomycetes; Eurotiales; Aspergillaceae. The transcript has a single exon. Gene Ontology annotation, biological process: canonical NF-kappaB signal transduction. The record is from RefSeq and is a predicted model, not a curated record.
AUGGCAUCUAAUCCUCCCGAUGGGGACGCCUCAACGGCACCGCCCUGGGACGAAUACACCCACCCCAAUCGAAGCAAAGGAGGCCGCUUCCGCUUCAAAAGCAGCUCAUCCCGAAGCACAAGACACCACGACCGCGACAAAGAGCACCACCACUCCUCUCAAGAUGACCACAAGAAGCGCCGCAGCAGUCCCCACACUACCAAACACAAAGACGAAACCCGCCCCUCAAAACGCCGCCACAGACACCAUCACUCCCGCGAACCAAACACCGAUCCCACCCAACAACCCCCUCUCUCCCCAAGCGCCGCCUUCCGCGAAUCCCUCUUCGACGCCCUAGGUGACGACGAAGGCGCCGCAUACUGGGAAACCGUCUACGGCCAACCAAUCCAUAACUACGCCGUUCCCGAAGUGCCCAAGGGACCGGACGGGGAACUGGAACAAAUGUCCGACGAGGAGUACGCCGCGUACGUCCGCUCACGAAUGUGGGAACGUACACGCGAGGGAAUGCUAGAAGAGCAGGAACGGCUUCGCGCGGAACGGAAGAAGUCGAGACAGCGGGAGAAAGAGAGUGGUCAGAAAGAGCGGGAGCGGUGGGCGUUUGAGAGGGCGAUGGAGGAGAGUUUGAGGCGUGGAGCUGAGAGGAAGAGGAGGAAGAAUUGGGAAGUGGUUUGGAGGGAGUAUCUUGCUAGUUGGGAGGAGAUUGGGAGGGUUGUUGAGAAGGGUGCUGGUGAGACGCAGACGGAGACGGAGUCUAAAGAGAGUUCCAGUCCACGACUUCGCAAUUUGCUCUUUUGGCCUGUUGAGUCUGGGAAAAGACGGGAUGUUAGUCCGGACUCGGUGGAGGAGUUUAUGCGACAUGCGCCAACGGAGGAUUUACUGGCUACGUUGAAGAUGGAGCGGGUGCGUUGGCAUCCGGAUAAGAUUCAGCAUCGGUAUAGUGCGUUGGGCAUUGAGGAGGAAGUUAUGCGCAGCGUUACGGAAGUUUUUCAGAUUGUGGAUCGGAUGUGGAGCGAGGAGAGAGCGCGAGCUUGA